CUCCAACGGGCAACUCCGAAGCCGCUAACGUGUGCCCGAAAGAGCCGGGGGUCCUACUUCUCGUUAAACGCGAGUAACGGAUGUAAACGGAGGGACGCACGCGCUCAUGUCUGGAGCUGCGUUAUUUUGAAUUUAACGUGCGCGAGUGCCGCGUGAUAGACGUCAAACGACUAAAACCAACCUGGAGUAUUGUUCUCAGUGACUACUGUGUGAUUGCAAAGUGUCUCGGCGAUAAAUACCAACAUUUUCGAAUCUAUCAGCGCCUUCGUAAAUUUUGGAUAAGUGCGACACAUAAGAAGGAAAGGGGCCCAGUAUGAGCCCAGCGCUGGGCGCCACGCUGCACCCCACGCAAGGACCUACAACUUUGAUUAUCCCCAUUCCAAUCGGCCUCAGAGGGUUGACAGAUACAGGGGUGGUCCAGAGAUUCAGCAAAGAAUGACUCAAAGGGAGGAUGUUCUCAAAUUCGAGCAGGGCCGUAUCAAGGCCCUGCAAGAAGAACGUCUUCACAUCCAAAAGAAGACUUUUACCAAGUGGAUAAAUUCUUUCCUUCUGAAGGCUCGCAUGGAAGUCGAAGAUCUAUUUACUGACUUGGCAGACGGAAAGAAAUUGCUAAAGCUCCUGGAGAUCAUUUCGGGCGAAAGACUAGCCAAGCCCAACAAUGGACGUAUGCGGGUGCACAAGAUAGAGAAUGUGAACAAAUCAUUGGCGUUCCUUCAUACAAAGGUACGACUGGAAAGCAUAGGAGCCGAGGAUAUCGUCGAUGGGAAUCCUAGGCUGAUCCUCGGUUUAAUCUGGACGAUUAUUUUACGCUUCCAAAUUCAAGAGAUCGAGAUCGACGUUGACGAGGAAAAUGAGAGUAGUGAGAAGAAAUCAGCCAAAGAUGCUUUGCUCCUAUGGUGCCAAAGGAAAACCAAUGGCUAUCCUGGUGUUAAUAUUCAGGACUUUACUGGAUCAUGGAGAAGCGGUCUUGGCUUCAAUGCACUCAUCCAUGCACACAGGCCCGACUUGGUCAAUUGGGCGGAAUUACAACAGAACAAACACAUUGACAAUCUCAAUUAUGCAUUCGACGUGGCAAAUGCGGAAUUGGGAAUUCCGCGAUUAUUGGAUGCUGAGGAUGUUGAUACGGCUAGGCCCGACGAGAAGUCUAUUAUUACCUACGUCGCAUCGUAUUAUCACACAUUCGCCAGGAUGAAGAACGAGAUCAAGAGUGGAAAGAGAAUUGCAAAUAUCGUUGGACAAAUGAUGGAUGCCGACAAGAUGAAAGUUCAUUACGAGAAGCUAACCAGUGAUUUACUUGAGUGGAUAAAGCUGAAGAUUAACGUGCUGGAGGACAGAAAUUUCCCUAACUCCUUGGAAGGUAUUCAGCGUGAAUUAUUGGCGUUCAAGCAAUAUCGCACAGUCGAGAAACCGCCAAAGUACAAGGAACGUUCGGAAAUAGAGGCUCUGUACUUUCACAUAAAUACGCAAUUGAAGUCGCUCAAUCAACCAGCUUUUACUCCACAAGAAGGCCAACUUGUACACGAUAUAGAAAGAAAUUGGGUCGAGCUCGAGCGUGCUGAGCAUCGUCGAGAGGUCGCACUCAGAACGGAAUUACUCCGGCAGGAAAGACUGGAGCAAUUGAAUUAUAAGUUCGAGAGGAAGAGUGUUCUCAGAGAAGGUUACCUCAAGGAAAUGAUACAGGUACUGUCAGAUCCAAGAUACGGGAGCAACCUUGCCCAGGUCGAUGCUACCGUGAAGAAGCACGAAGCGAUCAGCGCCGAUAUUUUAGCUAGAGAAGAACGUUUCCAUGAUUUGACGAACAUGUCCGACGAGCUUGUCAGAGAGAAUUAUCACGGAUUGGAGCGAGUUCAGGCGAGGGAACAAGAGGUUUUACAGAGGUGGAAGGAAUUGCUGGCUCUUCUCGAUCACCACAAAUUGAAUCUAGCUGCUCUUUGCUCUCUUAUGAGCUUGAUGAGAGAGAUCGACACUACUCUGGCUACUAUUCAAGAGCUACAACUCAAUUUCCAGAGUGUCGACGUCGGACCUCAUUUACUGGGCGUCGAAGAUCUCUUGCAGAAGCACAGCUUACAAGAACUGCAAGUUACAGCGCUCGGCGAGACUCAAAGGAGACUUGGUCGACAGGCUGCACAGCAUUUGGCACAACCUACGAGUAAGGAGGUGCCAUUACUUCAGCAGAAAUUGGAUCUCUUGAAUAGUGCUUACGAUGAGCUUGUCGAGAAUAGCAAGGAACGUAAAGCUCGUUUGGAGGAUGCUAGGAAUUUCUUCCACUUUUUGCAAGAUCAUGAGGACGAGGAAUCCUGGUUAGUAGAGAAACAGAGGAUAUGUAAGGCUGGUAUUUCCGCAAAGGAUCUGCGAGCCGUGAUAUCCUUACAGCAGAAACAUAAAGUUCUGCAAGAUGAGAUGAAAGUUAGACGUCCAAAGUCUGAACAACUUUGCGACGCAGGAAGGAAACUUAUUUCUGACCAUCAUCCAUCAUCCAUUGAAAUUCAAAAUCGUAUUGACUCCUUGCAAGAGCACUGGAAGGUUCUCGAGGAACUUGCUGCUCUCAGAAAGAAACAGCUGGAAGACGCUGCUGAGGCUUUUCAAUUCUAUACAGAUGCAAACGAGGCUGAUUCUUGGAUGAAUGAAAAAAUGGCAUUGGUUGCGUCCGAGGAUUACGGUGUGGAUGAACCGAGUGCGCAAGCUCUUCUUCAGAGGCACAAGGAUCUGCAAGGAGAAUUGAAUGCCUACAAAGGCGAUGUACAGUCAUUGAAUACGCAAGCUGAAAAAUUAAUAAAAGCUGGUAUAUCGACUCUUGAACUAUCAGCAGAUCCAGAACCAGUUGCUGAAUUAGAACAAGAAGAGUGGGGCAAGGAAGUCCGACUAGUUCCUCAAGAUGAAUGGAUCGACGAGGUCGUAGAACGUUUAGAACCUAAGACCGUAUUCGAAGAGAGAUUAGCUCCACAAGUGAAGAGUUUAUAUCCAUUCAGCGGGGAUGGAAUGGAGAUGGUUAAAGGCGAAAUUAUGCUCUUAUUGCAAAAAACCAAUGAUGACUGGUGGCGCGUUAGCAAAGGAGACGGUACAGCUGGUUUCGUACCAGCGAAUUAUGUACGUGAGAUCGAACCAAAAGUAGUUCAAGUCCAAGUGCGAAGACCAGAGAAAGUCAAGGUGACGCAGAGGGUGAAGAAGACUAAGAUGGUGAAACAAGUAGUACCAGUCAGAAGAGUAAAGUCAAUAAAGUCGGCUGUAAAACCGAUUAAGCGCAAGCCUGCAAGUGACAGCGAUAGUGUCGAGAAGCGACAGAAGAAAAUAAAUGAUACUUACAACGAACUACAAGAUUUGGCAGCGAAGCGACACGCACUGUUGGAGGACGCGAUAAGACUUUAUGGUUUCUAUCGUGAGUGCGAUGACUUUGAAAAAUGGAUCAAGGACAAGGAGAAGAUGCUGAGGGCAGAUGAUUCUGGAGAUAACGUUGAAACUGCCAAGAGGAAAUAUGAGAAAUUCUUAACAGAUCUUUCCGCAUCUGGAAAACGCGUUGAGGCCAUUGACGCGGCAGUUGAAGAUUUCGUUACUCAGGGGCACAGUCAGCUAGACAAAGUAAAAGCCAGACAAAGGCAUAUUCAUCAACUGUGGGAUCACUUGAACUGGUUGAAGGCGCAGAAAGAAAAGAGUCUCGAAGGAGCAUCGAGCGUUGAAUUAUUUAACAGAACAUGUGAUGAGGCUCACGAUUGGAUGCUAGAAAAAAUGACUCAAUUGGAUACUGCGGAAUUGGGACCAGACUUAAAAACCGUACAAGCUUUGCAGAGAAGACAUCAGCACUUGGAACGAGAAUUGGCUCCUGUUGAGGAGAAGGUUCGGAAGGUCAAUUUACUUGCCAAUAGCGUCAAGAGCUCGUAUCCUAAUGAAUUGAGUAACGUGAAUGCCCGACAAAAUGAAAUUAAAGAAUUGUGGAACAAAGUACGAACUAAAGCUAAGGAGCGUAGGUCACGUUUGGAAGACGCUGUAGGGCAACAAAUAUUUAUGAACAGUUCAAAGAGCUUGAUCAAUUGGGCUACCAAUGUUCAAGACAUUAUGAAUGCAGAGGAGCCAGUCAGAGAUGUAGCCACUGCAGAACAAUUGAGAAAACAACACACAGAACUUGGCGAAGAGAUAAAAACACGUGAGGAUGAAUUUCGAGAGGUUGAACAACUUGGUAAUCAAUUACUACACCGCAAUCCAGCUUUGGUGGAUGUUCGUGAACGUCUUGAUAAAUUGAACGGCCUGUAUCAUGCUGUAGUAACUGAUUGGGCAGUCAAGGAACAGUGGCUACGACAAUGUUUGGAAUUGCAGCAAUUUAAUCGCGAAGCAGAUCAAAUAGAAGCGACAACCAGUUCUCAUGAGGCAUUCUUAGAAUUUACUGAUUUAGGUGAAACUCUAGAUGACGUUGAAGCAUUGCUCAAACGACAUGAAAAGUUUGAGAAUACUCUUCAUGCUCAAGAUGACAGAUUGAAAGCCUUUAGUGACACGGCAGAUAAGUUGAUCGCUCAGAAACAUUAUGACAAGGAUCACAUUAAUGAGAGAAGAAAUCAAGUAUUGGCACGCCGAGCUGCUGUCAAGGAUGCAGCUCAACGUAGACGUGCAGCUUUGAAAGCUUCGGAGCACUAUCAACAAUUUUCUGCUGAAGUUGAUGAUCUGCGUGAUUGGUUAAGUGACAAAAUGAAAACAGCAUCCGAUGAGAGUUAUCGCGAUUUGAAUAAUUUGGAACGUAAAUUACAAAAGCAUGAAGCGUUUGAGCGAGAACUGAGGGCUAAUGAGGGACAAUUAAGAGCUGUUAAUAAAGCUGGAAAGGCAUUGAUAUCCGAAGAGAAUUAUAGAUCCGAUGACGUCGGUAAAACAUUGAAGGACUUGAAUGAUCAAUGGGAUAGAUUAGUAGCAUUGUCUUUAGAAAAGGGUCGCAGAUUGAGACAGGCGGCUUCUCAACAUGGUUACAAUCGUACUAUGGAGGACGCUAGAUUAAAAUUGGAAGAGAUUAAAAAUUCUUUGCAAAGUAAAUUAGUCGGAACUGACCUGAGAAGCUGUAAGGAAUUAUUAAAGAAGCAUCAGAUAUUGGAGAAUGACAUGACUCAAUGGGAACAGAAAGUUGAUGACAUCGUAGCCAUGGGACAGGAAAUGGCACAUGAGGGUCACUUCGAUGCUGCUAAUAUUCUGAAGGCUAGCCAGGCUACUCAAAAGAAAUUCCGCAGUCUGAAGGAGCCAGCUAGAAAACGUCGGGAAGCUCUCGAGGAAAGUUUGAGGUUCCAUAAAUUUGGAUUCGAACUAGAUGCGGAGUUGCAGUGGAUUAAAGAUCAUCUGCCACAAGCAUCCUCGACGACCCUUGGACAAAAUUUACACCAAGCACAAUCCUUACACAAGAAGCAUAAAAAACUCGAGGCGGAAAUCGCAGGUCACCAGCCUAUGAUAGACAAGACCUUGGCAUCAGGGCAAACACUCAUCGAUCAAGUGCAUCCAGAGAAGAAAAAGAUACAAGAACUCUGUGAUAUCCUGGAAGAUGCUUGGAAAGAUCUUCAAGGUAAAGCUGAAGAGCGUAGCCGUGCACUGGAUCUUUCUCUGAAGGCGCAGGAGUUCUACUUUGAGGCUGGUGAAGUUGAGAGUUGGCUGAACGAGAAGAAUGAUAUGCUAAGUUCUACUGAUUACGGUAGAGAUCGUGAUGCUGCUACUAAAUUACUUACAAAACAUAAGGCAUUGGAGCUCGAAUUAGAUACCUACAAUGGUAUAGUGAUGGAAAUGGGUCAUACUGCAACUACUAUGGUCAAUGCUAAACAUCCUGACAGUAAAGCAAUUGCUAGUAAGCAGCAAUCAAUUGCACAGCAAAUGCGAGCGUUGCAAAGAUUGGCCACAGCUAGACAGCAACGUCUCAUGGAAAGCAUGUACAGGCAUGAGUAUUUCCUGGAGAGCGCAGAAUUGGAGCAAUGGAUCAAGGAACAAGAGCAGGCAGCUGCUUCGGAGGAUUAUGGACAAGAUUAUGAGCACUUGCUAGUGCUCCAAGCAAAAUUCAAUGAUUUUAAGCACAGGAUAGAAGCUGGUUCUGAAAGAUUUAAUCAGUGCGAGGAUUUGGCCAGGAAAUUAAUAGCCAACGAAAGUCCUUAUAUUCAGGACAUUGAAAAGCGACAGGAACAACUUGGAAAUGAUGAUGAUGAUCCGAUAGCCGAGGUGAGCAAACGACACGCAGCUAUACGGGAAUCCUGGCAACAUUUGCUCGGUCUUAUUCAACAUCGCGAGCAGCGAUUGCAAGCAGCUGGCGAAAUUCAUCGGUUUCACCGGGAUGUCGCUGAGGCCUUAUCUCGAAUCCAAGAGAAGGAAGCCGCCUUACCUGAGGAUUUGGGUCGUGAUUUGAAUUCGGUUUUGGCACUGAUAAGACGUCAUGAAGGAUUUGAGAAUGACUUGGUCGCCCUGGAAGCGCAGCUGCAAGUUUUAGUAGAGGAUGCAGCGACACUGCAGGUUCUCUACCCUGGUAAUAAUGCCACGCAUAUAGAUCAGCAGCAACAAAUUGUUGUAAGCAAUUGGGAAGAGCUUAAGGAAAGAUCAGCGCACAGGAGGGAUCAAUUGCAAGCCAGUUGCGAUUUGCAGCGAUUCUUAACUCAGGUUCGCGAUCUGAUGAAUUGGGCAGCUGGUCUUCGCGCGACUAUGUCUACGGAGGACAAAGUUCGUGAUGCUGCCAGUGCACAGACCUUGAAGGCAGAACACGAGGCUUUAAAGGGUGAAAUUGAAGCACGAGAAGAAAGUUUUAGCGCUGUGCUUGAUCUCGGUGAAGCUAUGGUGCAAACAGGCCAUUAUGCUGCUGUGGAAGUGGAAGAGAAGUGUAAUCAAUUGCUCGAUGAAAGACAAAAAUUACAUACUGCUUGGCAGCAGAAGAAAGUGCACUUAGAUCAAUUAAUCGACCUGCACUUCUUCUUACGUGAUGCAAAACAGCUGGACAACUUGUCCGCUACGCAAGAAGCCGCCCUGAGUGGCGACAACUUUGGCGUAUCCGUCGAGGAAGUUGAUGCUCAGGUGAAGAAACACAAUGAAUUUGAGAAAUUGCUUGUGACCCAAGAGGAGAAACUAUCAGCGUUGCAAGAACAUGGCGACAAAUUGUUAGCACAGAAUCACUUUGACUCCCCGACGAUUGCAAGGCGACUCAAUGAAGUCAUGCAGAAACGAACUCGAGUCCGUAAUCUGUGUGACGCUAGAAGAAGAAGAUUAGAAGCUAGCUUACUUCAUGCACAAUUUGUAAGAGAUGUGGGAGAAGCCGAAUCAUGGAUUGGGGAGAAGCAAAAGAAGUUGGAGGCUGAGGCAUCCAAAGGAGAAGUAUCUAGUUUGGAAGAUAAAAUUAAGAAACUUCAGAAGCAUCAAGCGUUUCAGGCUGAAUUGGCAGCUAAUCAAAGUAGAAUCGAAGAAAUUAAAGGAAAAGGCGAGACUCUUCUGGCACAAAAACAUCCGGCUAGUUCAGAAAUUAGACAACAGCUACAACACUUGCGCGGUUCAUGGCAAAAGCUUUUACUGGAAUCUGGUAAUCGUGGUCGAGGUCUGGAAGAAGCACAAGACAUUCUCGAGUUCAACAAUCAAGUUGAGAAGAUUGAAGCUUGGAUCAGAGACAAGGAGAUGAUGGUCCAGGCUGGUGACAUUGGGAAAGAUUAUGAACAUUGUUUGAGUUUGCAAAGAAAGCUGGAUGAUGUUGACAGUGACAUGCGAGUGGAUGAUGCUCGAAUUAAAACGAUCAAUGCUCUGGCCGAUAAACUCAUUAAGCAGGGCGAGGACAAUGAAGCAAAGGCAAUUCAACAACGUCGCGACAACUUCAACAACAAGUGGAGGGGACUUCAAGGAGCUUUGAGCGCUUACAGGGAAAAGUUAGCUGGAGCUUUGGAAAUUCAUUUAUUCAACAGGGACAUUGACGAUACAAGUCAAAGAGUUGCAGAAAAAGCACUAGCCAUGAAUACCACGGACGUUGGUAAGGAUUUAACUGCGGUUGAACAAUUACAACGGAAGCAAGAAGCCAUGGAAAGAGACAUGACAGCCAUCGAAGGAAAAUUAAAGGAACAUAAUGCAGAAGCACGAGAACUGUCUCACAAGUAUCCAGAGAAUGCAUCACAAAUCAAUGGACUGUUGUCUGAACUACAAUCGAAUUGGGAUGAUUUGCAACAUUUGACUCAGAAUCGUCGUCAAGCUCUGAAUCAAGCAUACACUUUACACAAAUUCCGUGCAGAGUUACACGAAUUAGAUAUCUGGGUAGCAGACGCCAUAAAACGUAUGGAUGAGUCCGAGCCUCCUACAACGAUAUCAGAAGCGGAAGCUUUGUUGGAAUUACAUCAAGAAAGAAAGGCAGAAAUAGAUGGUAGGCAAGAGACAUUCAAAGCAUUGAAAGAGCAUGGUCAAAAACUUAUUCCAAUCGCUGGGGAUGUCAAGGAGAGUCUUGAUUAUUUGGAAGAACUCAGACAAGGUUUGAUCGAUGCUUGGGAUGAUCGUAGACAGAGGCUCACUCAGGCACAUCAAUUGCAAUUGUUCAAGGAACAGGCUGAUCAGGCCGAUAGCUGGCUGGCAACGAAGGAAGCAUUCCUGAAUAAUGAUGACCUUGGGGAAUCGUUAUCUGGUGUAGAAACGCUAGUUCGUAAGCACGAGGAAUUCGAGAAGAUGCUGGGAUCGCAAUUGGGUCGCGUGGAAGAGCUGGAGCGAUUCGCUACAGAAAUUUUGUCUGAUGAACAUUCCGAUGCCAAUGUAAUUAAACAGAGACUCCAGUCUGUGUGUGCCAGGCGGGAUAGACUUAGAAAUAGUGCAGCUGCUAGGAGAAAGAAACUCUUUGAAAGUCAUCAACUUCAACAAUUCCUCAGAAACAUGUAUGAGGUGGAGGGAUGGUUGCAUCAGAAACAACAGGUCGCCAGUGAUGAGAAUUACAGAGACUCGACAAAUUUACAGAGUAAAAUUCAAAAGCACGCAGCUUUCGAGAGCGAAUUAAUUGCCAAUCGUGGAAGAGUGGGUGCUGUUGUUGGAGAAGGAGAAGCUCUCAUAGAAGAGAAUCAUUAUGCUUUAAAAGAAAUUCAAGAGCGUUUAGAUGAAUUGGAAGCUGAGUGGAGACUGUUGCAAGAGACAAGUGAGCUUAAGAAGAAUAGACUUAAUGAUGCGUACCAGGCUCUCUUAUUUGGACGAACAUUGGACGAGUUUGAAGCGUGGAUGGAUGAAGUUGAGACCCAACUUCAAUCUGAAGAUCAUGGAAAAGAUCUUUCUAGCGUUGCUAAUUUAUUGAAGAGACAUACCAACCUGGAGAAUGACGUUCUGGGACAUAACGAGGCUUGCGAAUCUAUCAAGGAAACAGCAGCCAGCUUCCAAAAAUCGAAGCAUUUCAUGUCAGACGAGAUUCAAGAGAGAGCCUUGAUCACAAUUAAUAGAUUCUAUAGUCUACAAGAACCUAUCCAAAUUCGAAGGGAUAACUUAGAAGAUGCUAAACUGUUACAUCAGUUCACAAGAGACGUGGAAGAUGAACUACACUGGCUUUCUGAAAAGGAACCUUUGGCAGCUAGUACCGACUUAGGCAGUUCAUUGACAACUGUCAAGAGACUUCAGAAGAAACAUCAUGCUCUGGAAGCUGAAUUAAUAUCUCGAGAACCCGUUGUAGCUUCUUUGGCUAGCCGAGCUACAGCGAUGAUUCGAAGUGGACAUUUUGCAUCGGAAAAGAUUGAAACAUUGUCACAGGAAUUGCAAGCAAAAUUGGCUCACUUGAGGGACGUCGCCAGCGUUAGGAAGCUGCGAUUAUUGGACGCCGUUGAAUCCCAGAUGUUCUAUGCUGAAGCUGCCGAAGCUGAGCAAUGGAUUAAAGAAAAGCAGCCAUUACUUACUUCAACUGAUUAUGGCAAGGAUGAAGAUUCUGUGCAGUCACUGUUAAAGAAAUUAGAAGGUGUUGAGCGGGAUUUGUCAGGCUUUGAAAUUACAAUUAACAAUUUGAAAAAACUCUCAUCGGGUCUGGUUGAUAGACAUCAUUUUGAUAGCAGGAACAUUGCCCAGAAGCAAACAGAUAUUCAGAAUAAAUUCCAAGAGCUGCGCAGACUCAAGGAACUCAGGUUGAAGAGAUUAUUAGAAAGUGAGAAGUUCUACAAGUUCAUUCGUGAAGCUGAUGAAGUUAUCGAAUGGAUCUGUGAUCAAACAACGGUGGCUGCUUCAGAAGAUUAUGGCCGUGACGUGGAACACGUAGAACUGCUCAUACAGAUAUUUGAUAAUUUCUUGGCUGGUUUGACAACCAGCGAAAGUCGUGUAUCUGCAGUAAUGGAUGCUGGAAGGAAAUUGCUCGAUGAGGAUAAUCCGGAAGCAGGAAAAAUUCAUGCUAAACUUGACGAAACCAAACAGCAAUGGGAAGAUCUUAAAGAAUUAGCACACGCCAGACAGGAAGCACUGGCUGGAGCCAAACAGGUUCAUAUGUUUGAUAGAACAGCUGAUGAAACCAUAUCCUGGAUUCAGGAGAAAGAGGCUAGUCUAAGUUCUGAUGGGUAUGGCCAAGACUUGGAAACCAUACAAGCACUGGUUAGGAAGCAUCAAGGAUUUGAGACAGACUUGGCCGCAGUAAAAGAGCAGGUCGAAUCUGUAAUGGAAGAGGCUUCUAGAUUAGCGGAAUUGUUCCCGGAUGCUCGUGAGCAUAUUGCUGUAAAACAUGAGGAAGCUGACGAGGCAUGGAACGAAUUGCUCGAAAAGGCAGCUCAGCGACGAAGCAAGCUUGCUCAAGCGGAACAAUUGCAAGCUUAUUUCGAUGAGUAUAGAGAUUUGAUGGCUUGGAUAAACGAGAUGAUAGCCAAGGUAACGGCACCGGAAUUGGCCCGAGAUGUAUCCGGAGCGGAAGCUCUUAUCUCGAGGCACAACGAAUACAAGGCUGAGAUCGAUACCCGCAGAGACACCUUUGCGAAAUUCUACAAAACUGGAAAGGGAUUGAUACAGCAGGGACAUUUCUUAGCAAGAGAAAUCGAGGACAAGAUUUCAGUUCUGGAGCAGAGGAAGCAAUUUUUAAAUGAUACCUGGGAACAAAGGAAACUCAUCUACGAACAAAAUUUGGAUACGCAAAUGUUCAAGCGCGAGGCUGAGAUGCUGGAGAACUGGAUAAUCAGCAGGGAACCUAUGUUGCAUGAUGGAAAACUAGGAGAAAGUAUUCCUCAGGUCGAAGAUUUGAUAAGGAAGCACGAGGACUUCGAAAAGACAAUUGAAGCUCAGGAAGAGAAAUUCAGUGCGCUCAAACGUAUCACAAUGCUUGAGAGAGCUUUCCAAAAGCAGCAGGAAACUGAAAUGGCUGCUCGUCAAGCUGAGAAAGAACGUGUUGAAAAGGCAAGAAUCGAAGAGCGUAAACGAAAGGAAGUGCAGAGGAUUACUGAAGAGCGAAAACGUGAAGAGGAACGAAGGAGACUGCUAGACAGUCCACAUCGUGUAGCCCAUGAAGAAGUUAAUGGAACAUCCGAAGAACACGAAUCUAUCAACAGUAGAAAUGAUGGAGAAUUUAAAGAUGCUCAGUCAGAUCCUGAGAAUGAUGAACAGAAACCUGGUAGACCAAGUUUCUAUAGAGACAGGCUACCUCCACUCAAGAGUGGUACUGUCGCAUCUCCACCGGAAGCAGCAUCUGUUCAGAAAUCACACAGUAUAUCUCAUAUGUUCGGUGAUAGACUCAGGCGCACCCCGCCAGACAUCAAACGCGCAGAGAGUAUGAAGGUGGAUAUGAAGAAACCAAAAAGAACACCAAGCUUCACUACGAGAAGGCGAACACAGAGUUUCAGAAAGCACCAGAGGAUGGAAAAUUUGGAAACAUUGCCUCCGGUGGAAAUACAAGGUCUCCUUGAGAGGAAGCAUGAGCUGCAGAGUGCUGGCAAAAAAGCAGCAGUUCGCUCUUGGAAGCAAUAUUAUACAGUAUUGUGUGGCCAACUUUUGUGCUUCUUCAAAGACAUGGAUGAUUUCUCUGCCAGUAAAGCAGCUACUGCUCCCAUAACGAUUUUCCAUGCAACUUGUGAGAAGGCUGACGAUUAUACAAAGAGAAAGAAUGUAUUUAGAUUGAAGUGUACCGAUGGUUCAGAAUUUUUGUUCCUGGCACCGAAUCGCCAAGAAAUGGAAGAUUGGGUUAACAAGAUUUCUUUCCAUGCCAAGUUACCGCCAAGCCUGCAGCUUUUGAGCUACGACGAGUCGCAAAAGGAGGGCUUAGAGAGGCUACAAAAUGUAACACCGGAUAAUGCGGAUGACAAUAUCUCAACAGGAAGUAGUCACGCCUCAACGCCAGAGUUGGAGCGUAAAAAUUCCGUAAUCAAGCGUGACAUCUCCGAUCAACAUACACCGAGCCAUGUUCAGAAAGAAUUCCUGCAAAUGCAUAGACAGAGCCAACAACGACGUGAUCCACGAACUUCAAGUUUCCUGGCUUCUCAAAGAUCUUCGGAAUCGCCACAAACUCAAACGGAAUUCUUACAAAUGCACAGACAGCAAAAGCUAUUAGCACAACAACAGCAGUUAAUUCAACACGAGCAACUUGCGGGUCAAAGGGAACAAUAUCAGCCACAUUCUACGGAUAAACCACCGAUUCCUCCUAGAGGUGCGCCACCACCUGUACCAGUGAGAACAUCCAAUUCAGAGAAUGUUUCGCUGCUUGGGCGCAAUUAUGCUGAGCAUCCUCAACAGCAAGGGCGACCACAAUCGUACCAAGAUAGAAGUACCACUUUGAACCAUAAUGGAUCAGGUCAACAUGAUUCUAGUGAACCAUGGCGUAGACAGAGUAGUAUGGAUCUGAACUCGCCACAUCAAGAAGUAGCACCACCCCUGCCAUCGAGUGCCCCUCCUCCGACAAGAACGUCUCAGUGGAACAGCCCCAAUGAUUCUGCAUAUGGAAAUGUUCCUGUCAAUAUUAGACAGAGUGGUCAGCAACAAAUGAACACAUUCACUGGACGCCCAACGUCCUUACCACCUUACGUGGCUCCUCCACCAGCUGUGGCACAAGGAGGUCAGGGUAUAUCAACUGUCGAUAGUAGCAGGAGACCCUCGGAAAGUGGAUCAGAAAGUGAACAGAGUACAGGAAGCACACGCAAAGAACGUGACAGCAAGCGAAGUUCUGUACUGAGCAACUUGUUUGGCAGAAGAAAGAAACCUUCUCAAUCGUAGCAUUUUAUGAAACCAGCUUUGACACGUAUUCGUAUAGAAAUUACUUAAGCCUUGCGAAGAAAGAAAUACUACGAAAGGUGGCGCAUAAUUUUUGAUUUGAGGUAGAUGAUCUACCAAUGUUGUGGCACGUCCUAAACAGAAUUUACAGGGUUUCACAGAAAUUGCAUUACAAUUACAAGUGGAAAGUGGCAUCGUCUCUGUUGUUUUUCCUUACAGCAAUAAUUAAGUACAGAAUAAGGAUAAAAUGAAUUUGUUUGUAACUAUUUAAAUAUUCUAUGAGAUAUUGCAUUAUGCUUUAUUAACGUUAAGUUACUAUGGAAAUAGCUGCCCGUAAUGUAGACAUUAUCUUUACGUAAGAAUGGUCACUACCACGGUUUGAAAUGUACCUGACCUUGAGGGUGAAAGGAAAAUGUGUCAACUGAAAAUGUUAAACGCUAAAAUCAUGUACGAUUACAGUCAGUUUAUAUUAUAGAUAUAAUAUAUGUCAUAAAUGUUAAAUAUAUACUGGAAAGACCGGCAUGUAUUUGGGACCAAUGAUCGUACGAUGUAUUAAACGUAGACAUAUCAUAUUUUUGAAGAACUUUGUACUUUGGAGUUUACAAAAUGUUUUUAUUAUUGAAGCAAUAUUGUAACUUGUAAAGUAUCUUUAAUGUUAUAUAAAAAGCAUUAACUAUAUAUUAUAUAUGUGCAUCCAGUGCUAUUAUAUAUGUAGGUAUGUAGAAACAAGAUCAAAAUGUAAUAAAUUCCACAAAUACAUAUAUUAAAUUCAGAUGA
Messenger RNA from Cephus cinctus (wheat stem sawfly), 13872 nucleotides. RefSeq names its product spectrin beta chain, non-erythrocytic 1 (gene kst). Gene Ontology annotation, biological process: actin cytoskeleton organization. Gene Ontology annotation, cellular component: cortical actin cytoskeleton; plasma membrane; cell junction. The coding region runs from base 436 to 13098 and encodes 4220 amino acids. Lineage: Eukaryota; Metazoa; Arthropoda; Insecta; Hymenoptera; Cephidae. The record is from RefSeq and is a predicted model, not a curated record. Gene Ontology annotation, molecular function: phospholipid binding; actin filament binding. The transcript has 33 exons.